This is a messenger RNA of Lipotes vexillifer (Yangtze River dolphin), 3318 nucleotides long. RefSeq names its product solute carrier family 4 member 5 (gene SLC4A5). Gene Ontology annotation, molecular function: monoatomic anion transmembrane transporter activity; solute:inorganic anion antiporter activity; sodium:bicarbonate symporter activity. The record is from RefSeq and is a predicted model, not a curated record. The transcript is spliced from 25 exons. Gene Ontology annotation, cellular component: plasma membrane. The coding region runs from base 1 to 3318 and encodes 1105 amino acids. NCBI's taxonomy places the organism in Eukaryota, Metazoa, Chordata, Mammalia, Artiodactyla, Lipotidae. Gene Ontology annotation, biological process: monoatomic anion transport; renal system process; regulation of intracellular pH.
AUGAAGGUGGAGGAGGAAAAGGCUGAGGUAGGGAAGCUGGACCCCCCUAACUACAGGAGGCGAUGUCAGGAUCAGGAAGACUGCCGUUCCAUCCACAUUGGGCUUUCAGUCCCCAGUUACCCUCACAGGAAAAGAGACCCGAAGGGACAUCUUUCAGGCCUGCAAAAGGUCCGCUGGGGCUUGAGGCCAGACAAGCCGCAGCAGGGGCUGGCCAGUGCCUGCAGCACUAUGGAUCAUGUCAUCAGGACACGGUCUCCAGCUGCUGAGCAGCUCCAGGACAUCCUGGGGGAGGAAGAUGAGGCUCCCAACCCCACCCUCUUCACAGAGAUGGACACUCUGCAGCACGAUGGAGACCAGAUGGAGUGGAAGGAGUCGGCCAGGUGGAUAAAGUUUGAAGAGAAGGUAGAGGAAGGAGGCGAGCGCUGGAGCAAGCCCCAUGUGUCCACACUGUCCCUGCACAGCCUCUUUGAGCUCCGGACCUGCCUGCAGACGGGGACGGUGCUGCUGGAUUUGGACAGCGGCUCCUUACCACAGAUCAUAGAUGAUGUCAUUGAAAAGCAAAUCGAGGACGGCCUCCUUCGGCCAGAGCUCCGAGAGAGGGUCAGCUACGUCCUACUGAGGAAACACCGUCACCAAACCAAGAAGCCCAUCCACCGCUCCUUGGUUGACAUUGGAAAGUCAGUCUCCUCCACCACCAAUCGCAGCCCAGGCCGGAGCCCCGCAGCGGGCCCCAGCCUACACCACUCCACCGAGGACCUGAGGAUGCGGCAAAGUGCAAAUUACGGCCGCCUGUGUCACGCCCAGAGCAGAAGCAUGAAUGAUAUUUCUGUCACCCCAAAUACAGACCAGCGGAAAAACAAAUUUAUGAAGAAGAUCCCCAAGGAUUCAGAAGCCUCCAAUGUGCUCGUGGGCGAGGUGGACUUCCUGGACCAGCCAUUCAUUGCCUUCGUGCGUCUCAUCCAGUCAGCCAUGCUGGGAGGAGUGACCGAGGUGCCUGUCCCCACCAGAUUUCUGUUCAUACUGCUGGGACCUUCUGGGAGAGCAAAAUCCUACAACGAAAUUGGCCGUGCCAUUGCAACCCUCAUGGUAGAUGACCUCUUCAGCGACGUGGCCUACAAGGCCAGGAAUCGGGAGGAUCUGAUCGCGGGGAUUGAUGAGUUUCUAGACGAGGUCAUCGUGCUCCCCCCUGGAGAGUGGGAUCCAAAUAUCCGAAUUGAGCCACCCAAGAAGGUGACUUCUGCUGACAAGAGGAAAUCCGUGUUCUCCUUGACUGAGCUAGGUCAGAUGAACGGCUCUGUGACUGGAAGCGGCGGAGGGGCUGGAGGCGGCGGCGCUGCAGGUGGCGGCGGCAGUGGGGCCGGCGGAGGGAGCAGUGGGGAUGAUGGAGAGAUGCCAACCGUGCACGAGAUCGGGGAAGAGCUCAUCUGGACAGGAAGGUUCUUCGGUGGCCUGUGUCUGGAUGUCAAGAGGAAGCUGCCCUGGUUCCCAAGUGACUUCUACGAUGGCUUCCACAUUCAGUCCAUCUCUGCCAUCCUAUUCAUCUACCUCGGCUGCAUUACCAACGCAAUCACCUUUGGUGGGCUUCUGGGGGAUGCCACUGACAAUUAUCAGGGAGUAAUGGAGAGUUUCCUGGGCACUGCCAUGGCUGGCUCCUUGUUCUGCCUCUUCUCGGGACAGCCUCUCAUCAUCCUCAGCAGCACAGGGCCCAUCCUCAUCUUCGAGAAGCUCCUCUUCGACUUCAGCAAAGGCAAUGGCCUGGACUACAUGGAGUUCCGCCUCUGGAUUGGCCUACACUCAGCUGUCCAGUGCCUUAUCCUGGUGGCCACAGAUGCCAGCUUUAUCAUCAAGUAUAUCACCCGCUUCACUGAGGAGGGCUUCUCCACCCUCAUCAGUUUCAUCUUCAUCUAUGAUGCCAUUAAGAAGAUGAUUGGUGCCUUCAAGUACUACCCCAUCAACAUGAACUUUAAGCCUGACUCUAUCACCAUCUACAAAUGCGAGUGCGUCGCCCCCGACACAGCGAAUACAACCGCAUUCAAUGCUUCAGCCACGUCGCCACCAAACACCAACACUUCUCUGUACAACCCCCUUAACCUCACAGCGUUGGACUGGUCACUGCUGAGCAAAAAGGAGUGUUUGAACUAUGGUGGGCGCCUACUUGGGAAUUCCUGCCAGUUCAUCCCAGACUUGGCACUCAUGUCCUUCAUCCUUUUCUUCGGGACAUACUCCAUGACCCUGACCCUGAAGAAGUUCAAAUUCAGCCGCUAUUUCCCUACCAAGGUUCGGGCCCUAGUAGCUGACUUUUCCAUCAUUUUCUCCAUCCUGCUGUUCUGUGGAAUUGAUGCCUGUUUUGGCCUGGCAACCCCCAAGCUGCUCGUGCCCAGUGUCAUCAAGCCCACGCGGCCUGAUCGAGGCUGGUUCGUGGCCCCCUUUGGGAAGAACCCGUGGUGGGUGUACCUGGUAAGCAUCCUGCCCGCCCUGCUGGUGACCAUCCUGAUCUUCAUGGACCAGCAGAUCACGGCCGUCAUAGUCAACCGGAAGGAGAACAAGCUGAGGAAGGCUGCUGGCUACCAUCUGGACCUGUUCUGGGUGGGCAUCCUCAUGGCUCUCUGCUCCUUCAUGGGGCUCCCCUGGUACGUGGCUGCCACGGUCAUCUCCAUUGCCCACAUCGACAGCCUCAAGAUGGAGACGGAGACCAGCGCCCCUGGGGAGCAGCCGCAGUUCCUGGGGGUCAGGGAACAGAGAGUGACCGGCACCAUUGUCUUCAUCCUGACAGGGAUCUCUGUCUUCCUGGCUCCCAUCCUGCAGUACAUCCCUUUGCCAGUGCUUUAUGGAGUCUUCCUCUACAUGGGUGUGGCCUCCCUGAAUGGCAUCCAGUUCUGGGAUCGCUGCAAACUCUUCCUGAUGCCGGCCAAGCACCAGCCGGACCACGCCUUCCUGCGGCACGUGCCCCUGCGCCGGAUCCACCUCUUCACCCUGGUGCAGAUACUGUGCUUGGCUGUGCUCUGGAUCCUCAAGUCUACGAUGGCCGCCAUCAUCUUCCCAGUCAUGAUCCUGGGCCUCAUCAUCGUUCGAAGGCUUCUGGACCUCAUCUUCUCCCAGCAUGAUCUGGCCUGGAUUGACAACAUCCUUCCAGAGAAGGAGAAAAAGGAGGCAGAUAAGAAGAAAAGGAAAGGGGCCCAUGAGCACAGUGACGAGGAGCCCCAGUUCCCUCCUCCCUCAGUUAUAAAGAUUCCCAUGGAAAGUGUCCAAUCAGAUCCCAAAAACUGUAUCCACUGCGUUGCCAGACAGAGACCUUCCAGUUGGAGUCACUCACUCUGA